This is a messenger RNA of Prunus mume (Japanese apricot), 2840 nucleotides long. NCBI's taxonomy places the organism in Eukaryota, Viridiplantae, Streptophyta, Magnoliopsida, Rosales, Rosaceae. The record is from RefSeq and is a predicted model, not a curated record.
CCAAGCAUCAAACAAACACCUUGAUACAAUUACCAUGAUGAAACCAAUUCUCAGCACUCAUCUCUACUUUUCCUUGUUUCUGCACAUGAUCGUUGUCACCAUAUUCGUUGUCGGCGAUUCGCCACCCAUCUAUAAGCCAGUCGAAGAUAUCACCGUCAAUUGUGGCUCUUCCGGCAACAUAUUCAAUGCAUAUGACAACCGAAGUUGGAGUGGAGAUAUCAACUCAAAAUUUUCACCCCUUGAACCCCAAGCAGUUGGCAACACAUCCAUAUUCAAAGAAGCACCUCAUUCGUACAAGGUCCAACAAGUGCCUUACACCACAGCGAGGCUUUCUCACUCUGAAUUUACCUACAGAUUUUUUAACCUCACCCCCGGCCAAAAGUUCGUCCGUCUGUAUUUCUACCCAGCUUCAUACCCCGACUAUGAUCCCUCCAAAGCCCUCUCUGUCAAAGCCGGUGGUUUUACCCUUCUCCACGACUUCAAUGCAUCAGUCACUGCUGCUGCUUCUGGGCCGGAGGAGACGGUAUACAAAGAAUUCUGUAUGAACAUUAGGGAGGAAGAAAAAGAAGAGAGCUUGAACAUCACGUUCAGUCCAAGCAAAGCAAUCCCAUAUGCAUAUGCGUUUAUCAACGGAAUUGAAAUUGUGUCCAUGCCUACUAACCUUUACUACACAGAUGGGAUUCAAUAUGUAGGCAGUGAAUACACCUACUACAUCAAAAACAGCUCUGCUCUUGAGACGAUGUAUCGAAUAAACAUUGGUGGAAGCGACGUCUUUUUUUAUCAGGACACCGGCAUGUACCGAAAUUGGGAUGAUUAUUUAAAAGAAGAGAGGUACUUGGAGAAGUUAAGUUUAGGGUGGAGUGUUUUACCACAAAAUGUUAGCAUCCAACUCAACUGGGAUUUAAGUCAAAUACCAGAGUACUCUGCUCCAAAACAAGUUUACCAGACGGCCAGGUCAAUGGGCAACAAGAUCACCAGGAACCAGCUCUACAACCUCACCUGGAUGUUCCCAGUUGAUCCCAAGUUUUAUUACCUGGUUAGGCUUCAUUUCUGUGAGUUCCAACCUGAAAUUACUGCAAUCGGAGAUCGACGGUUUCGAAUGUACAUAGCCAAUAUAACAACUGAAGAACGAGCGGACAUAAUAGAAUGGAGUGGUGGAAAUGGAAUUCCAAUAUACAAAGACUACUUGGUGUUCAUGCCAACUGGAAGCGAGAAGAAAGUCAAUCUCUCCAUCGCACUGCAAGUAAACCAAUGGAUGACUGGAUACUUAGAUGCAAUGUUGAACGGGUUUGAAAUCUUCAAAAUGAAUGACACAAAGGGAAAUCUCGCCGGACCCAACCCAAAUCCACCUCCUACGACCCCGCAUACGGCGAUGCAAUCGAGAACAAGAGACCCAAAGUCAAAGAGUACACCUUUGGUUGCCAUUGUUGCUGGUGUAGUUUCUAGCACACUUGUAGUGCUAUCUGUUUUGAGUGUAUUCUUGGUUUUCAGGACACGACGUAAUUAUGGACACUCAACCCGCAGAGCGACCAACAAAACCAAGUGCCCGGACUCAUCCUUACCGUCCACUUUGUGUCACUGCUUUUCCCUUGGGGAGAUCAAAGCCGUCACCCGAAACUUCAGCGAUAUUUGUAUUAUCGGGCGUGGUGGGUUCGGUAAUGUGUAUAAAGGGCACAUUGAUGGUGGGGCCACUCCCGUCGCAAUCAAACGGCUGAAACCCGGGUCAUCACAGGGGGUCCACGAAUUCAAGACAGAGAUCGAGAUGCUCUCCCACUUACGACACCGUCAUUUGGUAUCGCUGAUUGGAUAUUGUGCGGAUGGAGGUGAGAUGAUCUUAGUGUAUGACUUCAUGGAUCAUGGGACUCUCAGCGACCAUCUCUACCACAAAGAUAACCCAUCUCUUUCCUGGGAGCAACGACUUGAGAUCUGUAUCGGGACAGCUCGUGGGCUGCACUAUCUUCACAAGGGAGCAAUGUGCACCAUCAUUCACCGUGACGUGAAGAGCACAAACAUUUUGUUGGACGAGAAAUGGAUGGCUAAGGUUUCAGAUUUCGGGUUGUCGAAAAUGGGAACCACCACCAUGUCCAACGCCCACAUCAGCACGGUGGUGAAGGGCAGUUUCGGAUACCUAGACCCAGAAUACUAUCGCCGUCGACAACUAACUGUGAAAUCUGAUGUGUACUCAUUCGGUGUAGUAUUAUGCGAGGUAUUGUGUGGGAGGCCAGCUUUAAUGCGUACAGUGGAGAGGGGGCAGAUGAGUUUGGCUGAAUGGGCCAAGACUUGUCAUCGCGAUAGGGCACUUAAUGAAAUCAUUGAUCCAUGCUUGAAGGGCAAGAUUGCAGCCCUAUGCUUUAAUAAAUUCGUUAAGAUCGCGAUGAGUUGCAUGCAUGAUAAUGGGAUUGAACGACCGUCCAUGGAUGACGUUGUGACGGGGCUCGAGUUUGCUUUAGAGCUUCAACAGAGUGCUGAGGAUGAUAUGGACUUCAAUAUUAUUGAAACCAAUAUUGAAGAUGAGGUUCCAUUCAUCGAACACCAGGAUGGGGUUAGUGAGCAAAGUUGUCCAACUAACCAAUCCAUUAUAAGGAUUUCCGAGACAAUCUUCUCUGAGAUCAACAAUACAUAUGGGAGAUGACCGAUGAUCAACAACGCUUUUAUUGAAAUGAGAACAAUCGGGCUACAAUAUCAUGGCAUGGCCUGUACAAAUUUGCAUACGAUCAAUAUGUGACUUAGAAGUUGUGAGUGCAUUAAGAUCCUAACACUAUUUGUGGUUUUGUUAUUGUCAAAAACUUAUUCCUCAUUUUUUUUCUUUUUACAAUAUCAUAGCGUAAUAGAUUCCUUUU